Tarenaya hassleriana is the source of this 1144-nucleotide messenger RNA. RefSeq names its product zinc finger protein 7. The transcript has 2 exons. Lineage: Eukaryota; Viridiplantae; Streptophyta; Magnoliopsida; Brassicales; Cleomaceae. The record is from RefSeq and is a predicted model, not a curated record. Bases 330 to 932 code for a protein of 200 amino acids.
UAUUCCAUUCCCAUCUCUCCAACAUCUGCUUUUCCAAAUUUGUUUAGACUUUCUCUCUCUCUAAAGGCUUUCUGCUUCACCAAUAAUCUUAUCUCUCUGAUUAUUUUUUUGAGGACACAUGUUUUAAUUCUUUUUUUUCCUUACAAGUGACCUAUUUCCGGCAAAAACUGAGGAGGAGUACCCUUUCAUCUGAUUCUCACAUCCUCAAAGUCAACAUCUUUUCUCCUUCCUUCGGCUCUCUCUCUCUCUCCCCUCCAGAUUCCGCCAAUUCCUCCAUCAGAACCGUACAGAUGCCAAAGGUAACAUCGUAUAGUUAACAGAGUGCAACAAUGACACAGUCCAACUCGAACUCAAACGGGGAAUCCGAGGAACCCGAAUCCAAUCCCAUCGAACUCUCUCUCGAUCUGACACUCGAGUCGAAGGGCACGAGCACGUCGUCGUCUCCGACCAUUCCGAGAGUCUUCUCUUGCAACUACUGCAGGCGCAAGUUCUACAGCUCGCAAGCCCUCGGCGGUCACCAGAACGCUCAUAAACGCGAACGCACGAUCGCCAAACGCGCUUUCCACGUCGGCAGAAUCCUCGGCCAUGGCCACGGACACGGACCUUACACAAGCCUCGCUUCCCUCGGGAUCGGGAUCCGUGCCCACUCCGGUGUGAUGCACCACCCCGGUGGCUCGGUGCAGCCCCAGCCGCAGCAGCUGGCUCACAAGGUGGUUCCUGCGGCUAGGUUUCAUCGCGGUUGCUAUGGCAGUAACGAGCCGGAAGUGUUCGUCGGAUACAACGACGUCGGCGAGUUCUUCUGGCCCGGCAGCUUCCGACAGGUGAAUCUCGAAGCUCAGUUGACGAGUUCGAGUUUGGAUCUGAAUUCUGCUCCUGCGGCUGUUGCUGCCGGUGUAGAUUCCUCGGUGCCAGAUCUCACUUUGAGACUCUGAGAACUGGAAUUCGUGUUUUUCUUUCUUUUCUUUUUUCUUUUUAAAAAUUACAUAUAAGAGGGGGUUUUUUAAUUGUAAAACAGAGGGUUCAUUUGCUGUCACAGGUCAAAUUAUUGUUCUUACAGGAGUGGAGUGUGUUAGUGUCGGAUGAUGUACAAAAUCUUGAACUCUUUGGUUUGAUUUGCAGAAGAAAACGUUUGUCAAAUCCUUCA